AUGGAAGUGGGACUUGAGGCUGGGUGUACUCCCGGCAUGGCUCCUGACCACCUGUGGACCUUUCAGUUGCAAAACGCUCCUCCAUUCACUGCAAAGAGCAACCUAUGCCAUGUGGGGAAGCUGGGCAAAGAGCAGCACGGGGCUUUGUGCGAGACAGAAAAGGAGAAAGGCAGACUGCAGGCUCUUCCUCAGGCAGACCAACUUCAGGAAGAAGUAAAUGCGGAAUUUGAGAAGCAGGACAUCAUGUCCUUAAAUCUGUCCGUGCCUGUGUACCCUCUGGAAAACCUUCCUGUGCCCUCAGGGGAGGAAUCUCACACAAUCUCAUCUAACUCUCACAGUGACAACAAAGCUGCCAGGAGUAACACAAUGGGCGAGGGUCCCGGUGGGACAUGGACCAGUGCCGGGACAGAGUGUGGGGCCAACAGGAGGGUCCUGGGCUUGAAGGGCCUGCCGCACCUUCCUGUCCACAGUUCCACCUUCUCCCCAAGGCAUGUAGUGCUCCUGCUGCUUCUCCCUCUCUCUUUGGAGGAGACAUCUUCAUCGCCAAUGAAAAGAGUCAAAGAGAAACCAGGAGUGUGCCCCCAUGAGAGGAUCACCUGUGAAACUAAAGUUCCAGAUUGGUGCCAAACUGAUGGGCACUGCGUGGAACAGAUGAAGUGCUGCUCAUUUGCCUGUGGGAAGAAGUGCAUGGAUCCACUCCAAGAACCCUGCAUGCUACCCUCAGAGCAAGGAAACUGUAACAGUAAUAUCAUGCACUGGUAUUUUGACAAUAAACAUCACCUCUGCAAACCCUUUACCUAUGGAGGCUGCUAUGGGAAUGCUAACAACUUCAUCAGCAAGGAACACUGCAUAAUGGCUUGCACAUUAAUUGUCAAGAAAGGACAUUGCCCACUCUUCCCUUUCAAGAACCGUAUGGAGUGUUCAUCUCUGUGUAAGAGUGACAUCGAUUGCCCCCAAAGUGACAAAUGUUGUGAAUCCAUGUGUGGCUUUGUUUGUGCCAUGGCCUGGACAGCCAAAUCAGGUUUCUGCCCACACAAGCCUGUGGUGUGUUCCACAUUUGAUAGACCCAAGUGCCUUCAGGAUAAUGAUUGCCCAGUGUCACAGAAGUGCUGUUCACAUUGUGGACUGAAGUGCCUGGAACCUCAAAAAUAAAUAGUAAGUGGAAACCUUGCCAAGCUGUCUUAAGAAGUAUAACAAUAUUUUAUUCCAUUGAUCUAUGUGUCUGUUUUUGUGCCAGUACCAUACUGUCUUGAUGAUUACAGCUUUGUAAUACAGCUUGAAGUCUGGAACUGCGAUGCCUCCAGCUUUGGUUUUCUUCAAUAAUACUUUGGAUAUUUGGGGUCUUUUCU
Messenger RNA from Neofelis nebulosa (Clouded leopard), 1349 nucleotides. It is a transcript of the gene WFDC8, whose product is annotated as WAP four-disulfide core domain 8. The record is from RefSeq and is a predicted model, not a curated record. NCBI's taxonomy places the organism in Eukaryota, Metazoa, Chordata, Mammalia, Carnivora, Felidae. Gene Ontology annotation, cellular component: extracellular region. The coding region runs from base 1 to 1152 and encodes 383 amino acids. The transcript is spliced from 10 exons. Gene Ontology annotation, molecular function: serine-type endopeptidase inhibitor activity.